Molecule: messenger RNA, 1236 nt
Organism: Fusarium proliferatum ET1
Lineage: Eukaryota; Fungi; Ascomycota; Sordariomycetes; Hypocreales; Nectriaceae
Exons: 1
Coding region: 1-1236 (411 amino acids)
Source: RefSeq, a predicted model, not a curated record
AUGGAAAGACCAAGUAGCUUCUGGCAGGGUUUUGACAGUCUCAAACCGAAUUCAGAGAAAUACAAGAGAAUCCAGCUCUUAUUCUUUUCAGCAAACUUCGAAUACCUGGAAACUUGCGCGAUAGAGUCGCGGAGGAAGCACCAGCCAAGCUUGUCUCUGGAUGUUUCAUGUAGCGUCGACCUGAAGCAUUUCGCAUCCGGUUUCAACAAUGUUGUCCUGGAAAUUGCAUUUUCGGACAGCGUGUUCUGGGUCGCUCGAAUUCCUUAUCAAACACUGAACGACAGCGACAAAACAUCAUUGCUCAGUGAGAUUGCAACAAUGAGGAUAAUCCAACAACAUACUACCAUCCCUAUUCCUCGAGUUUUCAGCUUUGAGAUGUCUACAGACCAACCUUUUGGCUACCCAUACAUGUUCAUGGAGCAUCGUGGCCAUUCCCUUCCCAAUGGUCUAGCGACUACUGUACCUUACGAACAUCGUCCCAAAGUAGCCAAGCAGCUCGCAAACGUCUUUACAGAACUUCAAAACCUAACCUUCAGCCGCAUUGGGCGACUCUGGUGUGGAGAUGGAGCUGACCAACCUGUUCAAGUCAUAGCUAUGGAUUGGCAUGCUUCGCCUGGUCCGUUGGAAACGUCGUUCGAAUAUUUCUACAACCAGAAACAAACCGAAAACCGGGAAUCUAUUGACCUGCAUCCAGACGACCCAGACUGGUUAACAGCAUGCUGGGUACUGAAAUCAGGUCUCACCCACAUGAUCAUUGAGGACAGUGUCCGGGGCCCUUUCCCUCUAUGUCAUCUCGAUCUACACUAUGGCAAUAUGCUGUUUGACAAAGAGUACAAUUUGACUGGAAUUAUCGAUUGGAGUAGUGCGCAAGCGGCUCCUCUCGAGCAGUUGUCUGUGUGUCCAGAAUUCGCCACCUUUCCAGGGAUGUCAGAUGAGGAGAAUCAACCCAUGGUCGACUUUAAAAGUCUGGUUGUGCAAUUUAUAAGGGAGAUAGAGCGAGAGCAAGAAAGGAAGCCACCUCUUGAUAACCCCGACUCGGACAUUGUAGGGCAGUCUAAUCGUAUGCCCCUUUCCACAUACAUGGCUUCCAAAGGUGCGGAGAUCACCUAUCGUCAGUACAUGUCUUCAUCCAGAGGAGCUCUCUUUGCUGGGAAGAUGGUGGCGGGACUUAUCUAUGGCAAAAGCGUUACAUGGGACCAAUUGAAAGAGGUGUAUGGUGCAAUUCCGCUUUCCUAG